AUGUCAGCCGCAAAUUCAAUUAAACAAAUAACAUACAAAAAUUGUAUAGGAAGAAUGGGAAAACACGUAGUCAUGUUUCACCAUUGCGCAGUAUCACCAGAUUCACGGGUCAGGUCUGUUGAACACUGUACAAUCAUUAUUACCACUGAACACUGUACAAUCAUUAUUACCACUGAACACUGUACAAUCAUUAUUACCACUGAACACUGUACAAUCAUUAUUACUACCGAACACUGUACAAUCAUUAUUACCACUGAACACUGUACAAUCAUUAUUACCACUGAACACUGUACAAUCAUUAUUACCACUGAACACUGUACAAUCAUUAUUACCACUGAACACUGUACAAUCAUUAUUACCACUGAACACUGUACAAUCAUUAUUACCACUGAACACUGUACAAUCAUUAUUACCACUGAACACUGUAGAAUCAUUAUUACCACUGAACACUGUACAAUCAUUAUUACCACUGAACACUGUACAGUCAUUAUUACCACUGAACACUGUACAAUCAUUAUUACUACUGAACACUGUACAGUCAUUAUUACCACUGAACACUGUACAAUCAUUAUUACCACUGAACACUGUACAGUCAUUAUUACCACUGAACACUGUACAAUCAUUAUUACCACUGAACACUGUACAAUCAUUAUUACCACUGAACACUGUACAGUCAUUAUUACCACUGAACACUGUACAAUCAUUAUUACCACUGAACACUGUACAAUCAUUAUUACCACUGAACACUGUACAAUCAUUAUUACCACUGAACACUGUACAAUCAUUAUUACCACUGAACACUGUACAAUCAUUAUUACCACUGAACACUGUACAAUCAAUCAUUAUUACCACUGGCACCUUGGGAAGGGUAGUUUGUCUCUUGGCAGUGACUAUACUGAUUGCCGUUAUUAUUCAUUUAAAAUAUUAUUCUUUGUUAUUAUUCACACCGGAGUAUGA
This is a messenger RNA of Candidula unifasciata, 957 nucleotides long. Lineage: Eukaryota; Metazoa; Mollusca; Gastropoda; Stylommatophora; Geomitridae. The record is from the annotation of a GenBank genome assembly.